UCCGUUUUGACGUAUGAAUCAUCCUUACCAAGAUGGCGAGCCACCUGUUCCUCCGGUGGUGAUCCUUGUUGUUGUCUGCGCAGCGGAGGAAAGCAAAGCAUCUGGAAGAGACUGUUAAGAAACUGGCGACGUACUGAAACAGCUGGAGUAAACUCGGUCGUCCAAAAUGUCCACCGAGGAGCUGUCAGCCUCGGACAGCGAGGCUGCUUUCGCCGGCGCAGGGGAGCGAUGGGCACCGGUGGGCGCUGUGGCCAGUCCCGAGGAGGAGAGCGGGAGCGCAGGGCAGCCGACGCAGAGAAGCUCGUCCCCGGCCACGGAGGAGGAAAUGGCCGUCAGGCUGGAGAAGCUGGAAGAGGAGCAGGACUUGCUGAACUCCUCUCUCCUCGCCCUCACCUCACACUUCGCUCAGGUGCAGUUCCGACUGAAGCAGAUAGUUCACGCCCAGAGCGAGGAGAAGGAGAGGAUGCUGGUCGAGCUGGAGGAGUUCGCCUUCAAGGGCUGCCCGCAUGUUGUGGGCUGCAGGGCUCAGGAUGCCAAACAGCUGGAGAACUCGGGGGAUCUGAGUGAGAGGGAGAAGAGGGAGCGCCUGGAGGCUCAGAGGGAAAAACAGAAGGAUCUCAUUUUCCAGCUGAAGACACAGCUGGAUGAUCUGGAGCGCUUCGCCUAUCAGGAGGGCAGCUACGACUCGCUGCCGCAGUCUGUUGUCAUGGAGAGGCAGAAGGUCAUCAUUGACGAGUUGAUUAAAAAGCUGGACGUGAACCUGAACGAGGACAUCGGGAACUUGUCCCCCGAGGAGCUGAGACAGAGAGUGGACGCUGCCAUUGCUCAGAUAGUGAACCCAGCCAGGGUCAAAGAGCAGCUGGUGGAUCAGCUCAAAACCCAGAUCAGAGACCUGGAGAUGUUCAUCAACUUCAUCCAGGAUGAAGUGGGGAACCCUCUCUUAUCAGACGGUGGACACAGCCAGCAGCCACAGGCUGCGGGGACCAAUCCCAGAACUCCUGGAGUGAAGAACAAAGUGGACCCAGAGCAGGCCCAGAAGAUAAGACAGACCGGCCUGCAGCUGAUCCAGAAGGCCCUCGCCGUGCUGCAGAUCUUCGCUGCGAGCCAGUUCGGCUGCGCGCCCGGCCAUGUUCCUCAGAGCAUGUGGAGCCAGGAGCCUUCAGGGCAGGACUACGGGCCCCUGCUGCAGCGUCUAGAGGCAGCUGUUGAGAAGGUGCGAGUGUUGGGCUCCUGCAGACAGCCCUCCUUUGAGCAUGUCGUCAACUACACCAGCAACAUGGCGCUGGGACCUCGAGACGAGCUGACGACGUCUGUGAGGAAGGAGCUGUCUAUUGCUCUGAAAGACUUGUUGGCUCAUGGCCUCUUCUCACCCUCCCAGACCAUGAGCCUGGUGCUGGCCCCCAUCUCCUGCCUGCUGCCUUACAGACCAGCCCCACAGACCAUGCACCCAUGGGAACUCUUUGUUAAGUACUACAACUCCAAAAAUGGGAAGGCCUUUGUGGAAUCACCAGCUCGCCAGCUUUCACAGUCCUUCAGCCUGCCUGUAGGGGCCGGCCCCGUGACCGUCACCCCUAAACAGUCUCUGCUGUGGGCCAUUCACACUGUGCUGAAGGAGCACGGGCGCUACAAACGAGGACCAGACACAGAGUUCAAAGCGCUGGUGUGCAUGGCUCUGAACGAGCAGCGGCUGGUGUCGUGGCUCAACCUGCUGUGUAAGUCUGGGACUCUGAUACACCCACACUACCAGUCCUGGAGCUACAUGGCCCAGACCGGCUUCGAAGGGGCACUGCGAAUCCUGGGUCGCAUCAGCCACCUCAAAUUCAACCUCCCAGUGGACCUUGCUGUUCGGCAGCUGAAGAACAUAAAGGAUGCUUUCUGAGCGGUGACCAAAAAGGAAACGGAUCUAACACAAGUAAACAAACAUCAGUCUCAGAAGUAUUUUAUUAGCUAAACUCCGCUGCUCUCAGCUGGCAUUCAGGACCAAAAGCAUGACUUUGUGCUUCAAGUAUGUUACCUUUUGGAGGUUAUCCAAGUAGCCACCCAAGUAAAGUGAAGUGCAAGUAUGUGAUGUCUGCAGUACAUGCAUGGAUGACUGUGUUAUGUGAGCUUUAGCCAUAAGCAACCAUAAUCUGCAUAUGUUUAAGAUGCCAAAAUGUCAAGACGACAAUGCUACUUGUACUGUAAACAUGCCUUAGAAUGGAGAUUGAGAUUACCUCAUCUUUAGUGAAGCCUUCCUGACCUUUGCGACCUGUGCCCAUCAUACAGUAUCAUUCCCCUGCGUACAGGAUAGUGUAACCUAUGCAGCAAAGAGAGAGGUGUUGUGUUUGUACAGUAAUCAGUACUGUAACGCGGUCGGUUGAAGAAAAAUAACGAGCAGAAACACUUCUCGAUACUGUGGCUUCUACACAGUAACCAAGAGCGUUUGAUGUGAUGCUCCAUUGUUCGCAGUGAAAAGUAGACUUCUCUUACGGAAUUGAUUAUUUAGGUGGUAAAUCAUGUGUAGCAGAUUAGUUGAUCUAAAGCAAAACAGCAGCACUCAGGUCAACUUGAAAUUAAAAAUGUUUUACAGUUUCCAUAAUGAUGCACGGGGUAAAGUGUUAGCAAGUGUUGUGUUGCAUUAUGCAGCUAAUAUGCGCUCUCGACUCCAUUUUAAAGCUCUGAAGCUGUUAUCACUUGGUGUGUGAACAACAAUUAAUCCUUGUAGGAACUGCUGCUUUUCUCCUAUUCCAGCUUCCAGGUAACAUUAAAUGAGUGAUAUUAUAUGAUGGGAAUUUCUUGAAUGAUGUACUAGCUUACAUCCCAUAUGUAAUAUGAUUGUUGGAUAUAAAAAGUUUAGUUUUAUUUCCUUUUUUUUUCUAGAGAAAUUAGUUUUUAUCUUCCUGUGACAGCUGAGUUGCACACUCAAUAUCCCUAAAUACUGAAUGUACAAACCAUAGAUGCUAUUAAACCGAGGUUAGUUCAUAUCUGCUGUAUGUUUCCCUGCUGUUAAUGGGAUUGAAACUUCAGUGUUCCUGGGACCGCAUGUAUGUAUCAAACCUCUUGAGAGUUGGCAUGCUGAUUAAAAGAUCAUUGCGUGUGUAUUUCAGAUAAAAACCUGAUUCCAAAACAGUGCACUUUGUGACUUGAGUUCACCCGGAGACACAUUUCAUCGUUUAUUUCAUGUUGCUGUGUAAAAUGGAAACUUUGUGUUCUGUUGGCGCAAUGUGUAGUCAAUAUAAUGCUAUAUUUUGCUUCCUGUUUUCCCAUUUUUGUUGUGUUUAGUUCAGCUGUUAUGUUGUGAUUUACGUAAAGAGACAUUUAUUUAUUGCAUAGCAUGUUUAGCUCAACUCUGAAGUAGGUAGAACAUAUCAGAACACUAGUCUGGGAACAAUUACACACGCUGAAUCAAAUUGUUCUAUUUAUGUUAUUUUUAGUUAAUUGCUUUAAUCACAAAUAAUAUAGAGAACUGUGUUUUUUUUAAUUUAUCAUGUUUAAUGUAUACCUGCAGAUGUAAACAAAUUAAACAUAGUAAAUUAA
This is a messenger RNA of Micropterus salmoides (largemouth bass), 3516 nucleotides long. It is a transcript of the gene rundc1, whose product is annotated as RUN domain containing 1. The coding region runs from base 167 to 1879 and encodes 570 amino acids. The transcript is spliced from 6 exons. Lineage: Eukaryota; Metazoa; Chordata; Actinopteri; Centrarchiformes; Centrarchidae. The record is from RefSeq and is a predicted model, not a curated record.